Ruditapes philippinarum (Manila clam) is the source of this 1059-nucleotide messenger RNA. RefSeq lists its product as uncharacterized. The transcript has 5 exons. Lineage: Eukaryota; Metazoa; Mollusca; Bivalvia; Venerida; Veneridae. The record is from RefSeq and is a predicted model, not a curated record. The coding region runs from base 85 to 975 and encodes 296 amino acids.
UACCUGGCAAGAACCUGACCACCUACUAUAAAAAGAUUACGGUCGUGCCUGGCGAGUCAUAUUUUCUAUAACAUUUCGUAAAAAAUGAGUCGUUUCGCAUUUCUUGUCCUCGUUUUUGUGCCGUACGUGAUGGGUCACGGUUAUCUUGCGAUCCCACCGGCAAGAAAUUCGAUGUGGAGGGAAGGGUUCAGCACGCCUAAAAACUACAACGAUAUGGGUUUAAACUGCGGUGGAUAUAGCAAUCAAUGGGACAAACAUGACGGCGAGUGCGGGUUGUGCGGGGAUCCUGUGCAGAAUUUAAUGCCACGUGACCACGAAGCAGGCGGCAUGAACGCGCCAUAUAACAGACCAAUCAGCAGGUGUUAUAAUACACGAGAUAACGUGAUGGACAUAACUGUACGAAUCACAGCCUACCAUAAAGGUUAUUUUGAAUUCCGAUUAUGUGUCAAUAACGAUAUGACGUCAGAUGAUGAAGAUUGUGCAGAAGAAGGGAUGCUAUUAACAAUCGCAGGGACCUACGGUGCAACGCGUUAUGACAUCAACAACGUGGAACAAGAGUUUUACACGUUUCAGCUAGAUAUGCCUCAGGGUAUUGUGUGUACACAGUGUAUUCUCCAAUGGAAGUACAACGCAGGAAACAACUGGGGUUGCGAUGAUGAUGAUUGUGGAAUGGGAUUCGGAAAACAGGAAAAUUUUAUCAAUUGUGCCGACAUCGCAAUUAUUCCUGACUGUAACAAUGUACCAGCCACUACAGACAGCGUGACCGUUACCACCUCGAAGGGGACAACAAACGCGCCUGUCAAAACUGAUGGUCCUACAGCACAGCCUAAUUGGGGAUGCCAAGCUCUAGGUGUUUUUGCAGGGCUCGCCUACAUGGAUGGGUGGUGCACCUUCAACUGCCUGCACCCAGCCAUUAAGAUUUGUCCAUUAACUUAUUGUUCCUGUGGUGGGGACCAAGGACCACGUACUUGGUAGUUAUUAAGCCAGAUUAAUGUAGUAAUAUGUCAUUAGUACAAAACUUUGUAUACUUAGUACUAGAACAUGUAUAUACAUGACGUG